CGAUUGAUGACGUUGCAAGCAGAAAACCCCGCCCACCUUCUAUUCCAGAUUUUUGCUGUUUGGUUUAGCUUCAGGCUGUCACAGCAUUUUUAUCUUUACUUUUUCCUCAAACAGUGCUAAGUAUGUCUAAAAUUUUAUCUUUAAGUUGCCGCUUUGCAGGUCUAAUGGAGCCGUCUUGUAGUUUGGGUUUGUUCAAACCCUUACAACUAAUCGGUGCAGUUAGUCAAAAAUCAGCCAUGAGUUACUAUCCUGCAGACCUCCCUGAGAUGCCACCAUGUGAUUUUAAACCAGAGGAAUACAAGGGUAUGUCCAAAGAGCAGAUGACAGAGAUUCGCAAACAGAUCUGUAAUCCUAUGAUCAUGAAGGUGACAUACUAUAAGAAGCCACUGUUCGUCCACCAGGGAUACAUGCAGUGGUUGUGGGAUGUGGAUGGCAAGCGGUACCUGGACCUGUUUGCUGGUGUUGCCACUGUUGGUGUAGGCCACUGUCACCCGAAGGUGACUGCAGCAGCGGAGAAGCAGUUGAAGAGCCUUUGGCACACUACACAUAUCUAUGGUCAUCCUCCUCUUCAUGAGUAUUGUGAGAAACUAGCUUCAUACGUACCUGACCCUCUUAAGGUGAUAUACUUAACCAACAGCGGCUCAGAAGCCAUUGACCUAGCUGUGUUAAUGGCAAGAGUUCACACAGGCAACUUUGACGUCAUCACCUUCAGGGGGUCAUACCACGGCGGUGGCAAUCAGGUCAUGGGCAUGACCUCCAACAUGUCAUAUAAAUACCCCAUUGCCAAUGGUUUAGGCUGUGUAAAUACCAUGUGUCCUGAUGUGUUCAGAGGUCUGUGGGGAGGAAGCCAUUGCAGAGACUCACCAGUACAAACAACCAGACAGUGUGACUGCCCUCAAGGACAGUGCAUGGCAAAGGACCAAUACAUUGGACAGCUCAAAGAGACAUUUGCUACGAGCGUCUCAAGUCAAAUUGCUGGGUUCUUUGCAGAACCUAUACAGGGAGUAGGAGGAGCUGUGCAAUACCCUAAGAACUUCCUCAAGGAGGCUUACAAACUUGUAAGAGAGCGAGGAGGUGUCUGCAUUGCUGAUGAGGUCCAGACUGGAUUUGGGCGAACAGGAAGUCAUUUCUGGGGUUUCCAAGGUCAUGAUGUCAGUCCUGAUAUAGUUACGAUGGCAAAGGGCAUUGGAAAUGGUUUCCCUAUGGGAGCAGUUGUUACAACUCCAGAAAUUGCUGCUUCUUUUAGCAAAGGUGUUUACUUCAACACCUUUGGAGGAAAUCCUCUGGCAUGUGCCAUUGCUUCAUCAGUGCUUGAUACUAUCAAAGAGGAUGGGACUCAGCAGAACAGUCAUGAUGUGGGCACCCAUAUAUUAAAGGGACUGGCUAAACUCAGAGACAAAUAUAAUAUUAUUGGGGAUGUCCGUGGAAAAGGCCUGCAGAUUGGUGUGGAAAUGGUCAAAGACAAGGCCAGCAAAGACCCCCUGCCUCCCACAGAAAUGAAUGUGAUCUUUGAAAUCAUCAAAGAUAUGGGAGUCCUGGUAGGAAAAGGAGGACUAUUUGGACAGACCUUCCGCAUCAAGCCUCCCAUGUGCAUCACGAAAGCGGAUGCAGAUUUUUUCCUGGCAGUUUUUGACAAGUCCGUCCACAACUACAUGGAACAAAGAUGAAGCGAUGAGCUGGGCGCCUCAGCAGAAAAGAUCAGAACUGGAACACUGUUCACCAUUUAUUUUUAAAGAUUUAUAAGUAUAACACAUUACAACAGUGCCUGUGUCAUUACAUUUACAUAUAUACUCAUUGAAAAAUCAAACAUAACUAUUAGACAUUUUACAACCCCAAAUUAUAAAAUGUUGGGACAAGUAAUGAGGUCGAACAAAAAGUAAAUGAAAUAAAUAAACAAUGAUGUUAUUACCAUGAUGUCAACAUAUGAUUUUCGUCAUGAUUUGGAACAAAAGCAGUAAAUUAUCUUUGCCCUUGGUAAAGGCCUGCAAUCCUUAAAGCAUAUACUUGAAAUUAAUUUUUUCUUUCUGCUUGGAUAUAUUUGUUGAGUUGUUUUUAAUUUAGUCAAAUUUGUAAAUCUGUUUACUGUAAAUACGACUAAAUUUGAAGUUAAUAAAAAAGUAUGCUUUUAUAUGUUGGUCAUAUCCUUAUAAAUUCACGUCAGCACUUCAGAGCAGAAAUGCCAGAUCUAACGCCUCGUCCUUGGUCAUCCCAUCAGUCAAAUCCUUUGGUGCUUCAUCAUCCCUGUUUACAGGUGUUGUGGAACAGUCUACCUAGUCAAAUACAACUGUCAAAUACUUGAUCUGGUUUUAAAAGAAAGGUAAAACAACACUUGUUUCAAACAGAAAAUUUACAGAGCGACUCAUUGUGUUAUUAGUUGUUUUACUUUUAAUGUACAACUUUUUAACAUUUGUGUAAAAUUUGUAAAUAUCUCAUUUAAGAUGUGUAAAUAUAUUGUGCAAAUAAUCAUAUUUUUAUAUUAAUCUUGCAAGUAUCCAUCUCUCUGGCUAUUUGAGACUGUGAUAUCUCUGGGCCACAAUGGAAACAAGUGAAUUUUGUUUUAUUGUGUUAUCCUGCAUUAACAUGUUUUACAUGUAUAUGUUCAUACUAAUAAAUUCAAUCAAUCAAU
This is a messenger RNA of Thalassophryne amazonica, 2626 nucleotides long. Its product is annotated as alanine--glyoxylate aminotransferase 2, mitochondrial-like. NCBI's taxonomy places the organism in Eukaryota, Metazoa, Chordata, Actinopteri, Batrachoidiformes, Batrachoididae. The transcript is spliced from 14 exons. Gene Ontology annotation, cellular component: mitochondrion. Gene Ontology annotation, biological process: glyoxylate catabolic process. Gene Ontology annotation, molecular function: L-alanine:glyoxylate transaminase activity; pyridoxal phosphate binding. The record is from RefSeq and is a predicted model, not a curated record. The coding region runs from base 123 to 1667 and encodes 514 amino acids.